AUGGACGCAGAAAAGGAGCAGCUUCUCCAGCAAGACGACUCGGGCAAGUGGGACAAGGGCCAUGGCGCCGGCCCCGGAAUCGGUGGUCGUCGUGGACUCCCGCCAAGGCAACGAUUGGAAGGCUGGCGCGGGAUUUACCAGGAGCACGAGGAGAUUGUGUGGACAGUGGUGUACACGCUCCUGAGCAUGAUCACUCGUUACUGGCGGAUCGGCGCGGCCAACUAUGUGGUAUGGGACGAGGCCCAUUUCGGCAAGUUCGGCACUCACUACAUCAAUCGCGACUUCUACUUUGAUGUCCACCCUCCUCUGGGCAAGAUGCUCGUCGGCCUGGCCGGUGUCCUGUCGGGCUACCACGGACAGUUCGAGUUCAAGUCGGGCGUGACUUACCCAGACGACGUGCCCUACACUGCGAUGCGCGUCAUCCUGGCGUCGUUUGGUGUCGCCCUCGUCCCACUCGCAUGGUUCACCGCUGGCGAGCUCGGCUGGUCGCGCUACGCCCGUCACUGGGUCACCAUUUGCGUCCUUUGCGACGUUGGAUGGCUCUGCAUUUCGCGAUUCAUUCUCCUCGACUCGAUGCUCCUGUUCUUCACUUUUACAACCUUCCUUGGCCUCGUCAAGUUCCACAACCAGCGCCACGACGCAUUUGGCGACGACUGGUGGAUCUGGCUGGUCUUCACGGGAUGGUCGAUCGGCUGUGUCUGCUCGGUCAAGUGGGUCGGCAUGUUUGCCACGGCUGUCGUCGGUCUCUACACCAUUGAAGACCUUUGGAACAAGUUUGGCGACCUUUCCAUGUCAGCACGCAACUACCUGAAGCACUGGCUCGCCCGCAUUCUCUGCCUCAUCGUCAUUCCUUUCAUCGUCUACGCCUCGUGCUUCAAGAUCCAUUUCAUGAUUCUCAACCGCUCGGGCCCCGGCGACGCUCAGAUGAGCUCGCUCUUCCAGUCCCACCUGGUCGGCAACGACUUUGCCGACUCGCCCCUCGAGGUCGCCUUUGGUUCAAAGCUCACGCUGAAAAACUAUGGCUACGGUGGCGGUCUCCUUCACUCGCACGUCCAGACCUACCCGGCCGGUUCGGCCCAGCAGCAGGUCACUUGCUACCACUACAAGGACGACAACAACAACUGGAUUAUCACCCCGACCUGGGGCGACUCUGUCAACCCUGACGAGGUUCGCUACCUCCAGGAUGGCGACACUAUCCGCCUUGUUCACUACAUGACCAACCGCAACCUCCACUCUCACCCCAUCAACGCCCCCGUCACCAAGGAGGCGUACGAGGUCUCUGGCUACGGCAACUCGUCGAUUGGCGACACCCAGGACCACUGGGUGGUCGAGAUUGUCGACGACACUCACCGUACCAAGUCGGACCAGGCCGACGGCCGCAUUCACUCCCUUACCACGCGCAUGCGUUUCAAGCACGCCAACCUUGGCUGCUACCUUCGCGCCGCCAACUCGGUCCUCCCCCAGUGGGGUUUCAAGCAGGUCGAGGUCACUUGCGCGAGGGAGAACAACAAAAAGGACGUUCACACCUACUGGAACGUCGAGUCGCACUGGAACGAGCAGCUGCCCAAGGGUAACGUCAAGCUCUACAAGUCGCCAUUCUGGCGUGACUUUUCGCACCUCAACGUUGCCAUGUGGACGUCGAACAAUGCCCUUGUUCCCGACCCGGACAAGGAGGACAUUCUCGCGUCGCAGCCCUUCGACUGGCCAUUCCUUCACCUCGGUCUCCGCAUGUGUGGCUGGGGUGACAACAUGAUCAAGUUUUAUCUCCUGGGUACCCCCAUUAUCUGGUACUUUUCGACCAUUUGCGUCGGACUCAGCCUCGUCACCGCCGGUUGGUUCCUCCUCCGCAUGCAGCGUCACUACAACGACUGGCUCCCGGGCCAGUGGGACCACUUCCUCUACGUCGGCAAGUAUGCCUUCUUUGGCUGGUUCCUACACUACGCUCCUUUCCUCAUCAUGGGUCGUGUCACCUAUCUCCACCACUAUCUCCCGACGCUGUGGUUUGCCGUGCUGCUGGCAGGACACAUGCUCGACACGUAUAUUUUCUCGUCCCCUCGCUGGUCGGACAAGUCCAAGCUGGUUUGGUUUGUCCUGUGGACCGUGUCUGUUGUCGUCAACUUCUGGUGGUUCAAGGACCUGGCCCUUGGUAUUCACGGCCCGGUCAACGACCACCCAGGUUGGCAGUGGCGCGACACGUGGAACAUCUACAACCGCUAA
Molecule: messenger RNA, 2217 nt
Organism: Apiotrichum porosum
Lineage: Eukaryota; Fungi; Basidiomycota; Tremellomycetes; Trichosporonales; Trichosporonaceae
Gene: PMT2
Product: Protein O-mannosyltransferase 2
Exons: 3
Coding region: 1-2217 (738 amino acids)
Biological process (GO): protein O-linked glycosylation via mannose
Cellular component (GO): membrane; endoplasmic reticulum
Molecular function (GO): dolichyl-phosphate-mannose-protein mannosyltransferase activity
Source: RefSeq, a predicted model, not a curated record